Sphaeroforma arctica JP610 is the source of this 1835-nucleotide messenger RNA. RefSeq lists its product as hypothetical. The transcript is spliced from 8 exons. Lineage: Eukaryota; Ichthyosporea; Ichthyophonida. The record is from RefSeq and is a predicted model, not a curated record. The coding region runs from base 301 to 1080 and encodes 259 amino acids.
CUACUACACCGCAGUGUAUGUAAACGCAUUGAAUCGUCGGCAUAUUGUAUACUGGUUUCUCAGUGUCUCUGGGAGUGCAGUGUGCACCGCAACAAGCUCAGUGCAGACUGUGCGUCUGUGCUUGAGUAUCCUUCUGUGGUGGCUAGGGAUUUAGUAUAGUAAAAUUUGGAUUCAAUGUGCUAAUACGUAGGAUUUGAACUAUAGGUGCAUUUCACACGCAUGCUGUCAGGGUGCCGCAGACCCCCAUCAACUCUAUGGCAUCUACUAUGACGUCGAUAAGGCAACCUCACUUUCCACUAUAUGAUGUCGGAUGAAGAGAGUCAGAGCCUGCUGGGUAUAGAGCUCCACCAAUACACGUCCCUGUCUUCAGUGGGCAAUGAGACUGUACAUGGCGGGGGUGGCCGUGGCUUGUACCAGAGCGAUGGCAGCUACUUCCACGAAUACUCACACACCCGCAGCAACCGGUAUAGGCGUCGCUCUAAUGCGCUGGUGUUAAGGCUUGCUGACAAGUUCCGAGUGUUUGGACGCAAUUUUAGCCUACGAGCGUCACCGUCAACCGUCGCUCUGUGUGUUGCCUUCGCCGCUACAAUACUCGGAGCUGGAUUCUCCUUCGACGAUAAUAGCACAUUCUGGGCCACGGUUGAGUACUGUGGUCUGUUCGGAGUGAUUGGGGGUCUUUUGAGUGGCCUAUCUGUGCGCCUUCUCUUCGCCCGAAGCUGUGGAGCUGUGCCCCGCCACGGCGAUGACAUCAAGGCUCGUCUCAAGUCGACCAUUUUCGACCGCAUCUUCAAACGGGAGUGCAUUGCUCUAUACCUUCGCAAGGCAUUGCAUGAGUCUCUUGAUACUCUAAAUAUCGAUGAGCGCAUCGAGUGGAUUAUAGAUUCACCGGCCGUCAACAAGGUUCUGGAUAAGAAACUAAACGAACUGCUGGCUUCGAAGCAUGGUGUGUAUCUACACCUUGCCGGAUUCUCGCUGCGCGAGUUUAAGCCUGCGAUCAAGCCUUAUCUCAUCAACUUCUCUAGCGAACUCACUCCAGCGGUAUGCCAAUGUUUCGUUCGUUUUUUUCCGCCAAUGCAAUAGACAUAUAUCUGUUGCUUUGGGCGUGAAGUUUAAUUUACCGGCAGCAUAUCGCAUAUGCUGACGAUGGCUAUCUAUAGGUUUAGUCAGUAUUCCUCCAUUAGUGAGUCCCAAAAAAACAACAAUGGCCCUUCUCGGUAUAUCAACUGCAGUUAUGUUCGAUGAUGUUUUGUCGGUCGUAGGGUGCUGCCGGGCUGCAGUCCAUAAACCGUGUAGAUCUGGCAGUUCAGAUAUUGUGGCGUUUGCCAUAGGCGUAUCACACAGCAGUGGCAAGUCCUAGUAGUGACGUGAUACGAGUCUAGUAAUCGAUUGUCGAUAUAUAUCUGUUGAGUACAUCUUAGUAAGUCUUCGGCAUUAUCCAUCAUUCUGCAGAUCAUGGCACGCAUGCAUUCGAUUGGAGAUUCCGAAGUCAAACUUCUACACGAUAUUCUGGAUGGUAUUCUUGAGUCCGAGAUGAUAAAUAUUAGUGAAGACGACGUGGUCGAGCUGGUCGAUCUGAUGACCAAACGACCCUUCGAGUGGCUAGUGGCGUGUUGCACCAUGUUCGGAUUGCUGCUGGGGCUCGUGCUGAAUAAUAUUAAAAGAGAGUUCAAUACGCAAAGCCUGAAUUUGAGCUGAACUGCCGUCAAGGAACAAAUUGGUACAUAACAACUGGUCCUAAUACAUCACACAGAGAAUCCAACAAAAUUAACAAACGACUACUACGUUGUUAGUAUACGAUCAUCGAGUCGAAUACAGAAUACAUUAUGAAAUAGAAC